UGAAACACCGAAAGUCUUUCUCAGUACGGUAUCUGACAUUGGGCGCGUGUGUUUUUCAAAUUGAUUUUAUUCGAUGAAUACGAAACCUGUUCAAUCAUAAAAUUUGUGAGUUAUGUGAACGAAAUAGUUUUUUCUUUGAUUAGAGUUAUACAACGUUUUCAUGUGCGAACCGUCGUGAAUUGAAUGCAUCAGGACGACAUUAUAAUUCAUUAACUAGUUAAAUAUAGAACGAAGUAUCAAUUGUACUUUGCACGAUAGUAAAUAAGAGAACGAAUUUACGUCUACCAGUAACGAUUGCUCAAUAGAAUGGCUACAAGAUUACGAAAAUUUGGAAUAUCAACGUUCGGAGCAUGUGCCGGCGCUACAAUAGCUGCAUGGGCACUAAACUCGAACAACAAUUACACUGUAGAAACAGCGUCUAUCGCCAAACCAAGAGUGAAACGACAACUACCUCCACGUUCCGAACAAAUUCAAGUGCUACAAAGCGGGGAAGAAUAUGAUGUUUUAGUUAUUGGCGGAGGCGCUACUGGAGCCGGAUGUGCUUUAGAUGCAAUUACUAGAGGUUUGAAAACAGCGCUUGUCGAGGCUGACGAUUUUGCUAGUGGAACAUCUUCAAGAUCAACGAAAUUGAUUCAUGGAGGAGUACGAUAUCUACAGACCGCCAUUUUAAGGGCUGAUGUGGAGCAGUAUCGUAUGGUGAAAGAGGCAUUAGCUGAACGCGCCUCUAUGCUACACUCAGCUCCGCAUCUAACACAUCCCCUACCAAUCAUGUUGCCGGUCUAUACAUGGUGGCAAGUUCCAUACUACUGGGUUGGUAUUAAGUGCUACGAUCUCGUUGCCGGCGACCGCAAUGUUAAGAGCUCGUAUCUACUCUCCAAAAGCAAUGCUCUGGAAUUGUUUCCCAUGUUAAAAGGGGAUAAAUUAUGCGGAGCAAUCGUGUAUUAUGACGGACAACAGAAUGAUGCCCGUAUGAAUUUGGCAAUUGCAUUAACAGCGGCUCGACAAGGUGCUACAGUUUGCAAUCAUGUUGAAGUCACUGAACUUAUGAAGAAAAAGGAUGCAAACGGACAGAAUAAACUGUGUGGAGCUAAGGUUAAGGACACAAUCACCGGAAAAACGUGGGAAGUAAAAGCGAAAUGCAUUAUCAAUGCUACCGGCCCGUUCACCGAUCACAUCCGAAAAAUGGACGAUCCAACAGUAAAAACGAUCUGCUGUCCGAGUUCCGGCGUCCAUAUCGUUUUGCCCGGUUACUACAGUCCACAGCAAAUGGGACUGUUGGAUCCUUCAACAUCUGACGGACGUGUCAUCUUUUUCCUUCCGUGGCUCAAUCAAACAAUUGCAGGCACAACCGAUUUGCCUUGCGAGGUUACACACAAUCCAAAACCAACCGAGGAUGAAAUUCAAUUCAUUUUGACCGAAAUCAAAAAUUACUUGAACUCUGACGUUGAAGUGCGACGUGGUGAUGUAUUAUCCGCAUGGAGUGGUAUUCGUCCGUUGGUAUCAGAUCCGAACAAGGAGGACACACAAUCCUUGGCUCGUAAUCACAUCGUUCACGUCAGUCCCAGUAAUUUAGUGACAAUUGCUGGUGGAAAAUGGACAACAUAUCGUGCCAUGGCGGAGCACACUUUAGAUGCCGCAAUUAAGGCAUGUAAUUUGACUCCAGAGAAGGCGGAAUGUCAAACUCGCGAUAUGAAGCUUGAGGGAUCGCACGGUUGGACACCUACUAUGUACAUUCGAUUAGUACAAGAUUUUGGCUUAGACUGUGAAGUCGCCAGACAUUUAUCUGAAUCAUAUGGUGAUCGGGCGUUCCCGGUAGCUAAGAUGGCUGCAUUGACGGGAAAACGAUGGCCCAUCAUUGGACGAAAAAUUCAUCCCGAAUUUCCGUAUAUUGACGCAGAGGUGCGUUACGGUGUUCGAGAGUAUGCAAUGACAGCAAUCGACAUGGUUGCACGUAGACUUCGGUUGGCAUUUCUUAAUGUACAAGCGGCUCAAGAGGCCCUACCCGCAAUCAUCGACAUUAUGGGCGAAGAGCUAAAAUGGUCGAAGGAAGAAAAGGAACGACAAAUGAAGUCAGCAACGGAAUUUUUAACUUCCGAAAUGGGUCAACUUGUAAAUCGUGCGAGCCGUGACAAAAUACCGAUCAAUCUAUCGAAGGACGAAAUUCAGCUGUACAUUAAGAGAUUCGCUUUGAUUGACAAGGAAAACAAGGGCUACGUAUCCAUUAAUGAUAUCCGUCGAGGAUUGAAGAGUGAUGGAUCUAACAUCGACAUUUCUGGUGAAGAAUUGCACGAAAUUCUUCGAGAAAUCGAUACCAAUAUGAAUGGUCAAGUCGAACUCGAUGAAUAUUUGCAGAUGAUGUCUGCAAUCAAAUCUGGCCAUGUCGCAUACUCCAGAUUCGCUCGAAUGGCUGAAUUAGAAGAUGAGAAACACGAAGCAGAGAAACUGAAGAAGAAGAUUACAGUUGAUCGAUCAGGCGGUGGCUUGUAAAGCGGACGAUAUCAGUACAACAUUUUUUCAUACCAAUUUGCAAUACAAAAUCAUCGAUAAAACGUAUCAACGGCAAACAACAUUAGCAUUAAAACAGAUUUGAAUAUAACAUUUUCAAAUGCAAACGACUCAUCGACAUAUUAGUACUUAAUUAUCCGAACUACGAUUGAAAGAACAAAGAAGAAUUUGUAACUUUUUAAAACACUUUAAUUAACGAGCAAAUUUUUAACUUAAGGAACGUUAAUGCGUUAAAUUAUUGCGGAUCCGACACGGUUGAUCAGGAAUGAUACCCGGAUUAAGGGAAAUAAUUUAGCGUUUGUAACGUGCUUUAGAUAGAAUAAUCUAACAUUUUUGAGAAUUCUUUAAAGAAAAUACCUAAAUCUAAAUGACUUUUUAGGCUUUAAGCAAAAUUUUCAUUCCCUGAUUGCAGACACCGAUUGUUGUUGAGAAUGUUUGUAAUUUAUUUUUUUUCGAUUUUACAGUUUACUGUAAAAACUUUUAUUUAAAACAAAAUCCCAUUUUAAGUUUGUUUUAGUAGAAUCAAUUGGAGUGUUUCAAUUAUAUGCGUCCCGCAAUUAAUUUAACUGUUGAAUCGACACUGUUCCACCUUAUUUAUUCUAUUAAACUAAAAUUUGUAUUUAUUUUAAACUUUACAUUUUAUCUGUUAAAAAACGAGAUAUUUAAAUUUAAAUAAAAAAAUGAAAAGAAAA
Molecule: messenger RNA, 3197 nt
Organism: Bradysia coprophila
Lineage: Eukaryota; Metazoa; Arthropoda; Insecta; Diptera; Sciaridae
Gene: Gpo1
Product: glycerophosphate oxidase 1
Biological process (GO): glycerol-3-phosphate metabolic process
Cellular component (GO): mitochondrion
Molecular function (GO): glycerol-3-phosphate dehydrogenase (quinone) activity; calcium ion binding
Source: RefSeq, a predicted model, not a curated record